Helicoverpa armigera (cotton bollworm) is the source of this 1702-nucleotide messenger RNA. RefSeq lists its product as uncharacterized. The coding region runs from base 68 to 1402 and encodes 444 amino acids. The record is from RefSeq and is a predicted model, not a curated record. The transcript has 3 exons. NCBI's taxonomy places the organism in Eukaryota, Metazoa, Arthropoda, Insecta, Lepidoptera, Noctuidae.
AAACUUAAUUCUUCGUUGUUUACAAGUUAUACAUAGGUUUUUGUAGGUAUUUUUCGAGAAAUCAAUCAUGUUUUGUGCACAUAAGAACUCGUAUCUUCAGCUGCAGACGAGCGUCAACCCAAUGCUGGUGAACAAGGCUGUUCGCCGCGCUAUGAGGAAGACUCAGUUUGAUCCUCAUGAUGAAAUCCCACCAGCUCAAAGAUUAGCGUCGAUGCAGCCAUCUCUAUACGCGCCCUGUACUGAUAUCACUCGAGGCUGCAUGGGGUUCGAGCGUCUCGGCCUCCGCAUCCUAAACAAGAAUAUCACUUCUGAAGAUAAUGCCAUUAAGGUGCAGGCGAUUCAUACUUUGAAGGAUCAGGUUCAAAUAUCAGAGAACGCGUUGUUCCUCAUAAACCUGAACGUCGUAUACAAACUAAUAGAUUUGCUGACGGAUCCCGACCCCAUCGUCAAGGAGAAGGUCUGUUUAAUCCUCUCGCAACUUACAAACUACUAUCAAGGCAGGAAACGAAUCUUAGCUCGACCGGUUGCCAUAGACCGCCUGACGUUCCUGUGCAUGCGUGAACGAAAAGAACUCAGAUACGCCGCAGCGUUCUGUCUAAGAAACCUUGCCAGAUACUCUGCAGAAGACAUGAUAAAAAACGACAAACUAGUCGAGAGUCUCAUUAAAAUGAUUAAAAACGACCACGAAGGCAUCGUGUUGUUACACAUAGAAACCCUUAAGAAAUUGGCAGAAUGGGAUCCCGAGAAACCGCUAAAAGCGCACGCGUUCAAAGUCAUGCUGAAGCUGAUGAAUUAUCGUCACGAUAGAGUUAAAGAGGCUGCAAUGGACUGCAUGAGGCAACUGUGUAAACAUAGCGUGGGGCAAAAACUGGCAGACAAAUAUGACUUGACACAUUUACUGUUGAUGCACCUAGAGUCAGAAGAUGUACAAGUCAUCAUCAGCGCUCUUGGUCUCAUGGAGUACACAUCAGUAACAUCGAUGUCAAAAUGGCGAGGCAAAGAGUUCGUUUACGACUUGACUACCUUAUUGGUCGUCCUGUGUGUGACACACGACAUCCCCGUGCUGCAAAUAAGGGCCAUGCAAACCCUGAUUAACUUGUGUGACAGUCCAGACAUAAGGAACUUUGUGAAAAAUAAUUUAGAAAAGCAGAUAGUCAAAGGUAUAAAGAUUAGGAAGCCUGAACAAUGGGAUGGUACUACUGAGACGGAUAAUUAUGGACUGGAAACAGGCCGUAACUACCGGUCCAGGUACACACCUAAAGUGGAGACUAUCAAAAAUGACCAAAACGACCACGGGGAAAUGGUUAAUGUACCAAAUUAUUUGAUGCGAGUCAAGGCGACGAAGGAUCAUCUGCUUAGAAUACUGAAAUAUAAAUCGUAUAAAGAAAGCGAUAAAGUAUAAGAUUAUUCAACAAUACAUAAGUUUUGUAUAAAAUAGGACUCAAGUCUUAGCCAGCGAAAGGCCGAGAGAAAUAAAAUAUUACAAAAUUUCUCAAAAUCCGGAGACAUCUGUAUUUCGCUGACUUUUGGGUCGUAUUUAAAUUACUUAUUUCAUUUUCUUAUUUUUUACUUUGUAUUAUAAUUUGCGAGAAGUAUUUCCCAGGUGUAGGGGUGUAGACAUUUUUAAUGAUCCUCAAUUAAUAGAAAAAGAUCUUUAUUAUUAAGCAUUUAUUUGAUAAAUUAUACGAAUUACAAUAUUUGA